This is a messenger RNA of Ostrinia furnacalis (Asian corn borer), 2422 nucleotides long. It is a transcript of the gene Hsp83, whose product is annotated as Heat shock protein 83. The transcript has a single exon. The record is from RefSeq and is a predicted model, not a curated record. Gene Ontology annotation, molecular function: ATP binding; ATP hydrolysis activity; ATP-dependent protein folding chaperone. Gene Ontology annotation, biological process: protein folding. Lineage: Eukaryota; Metazoa; Arthropoda; Insecta; Lepidoptera; Crambidae. The coding region runs from base 126 to 2276 and encodes 716 amino acids.
GGCGGCGUUAUUUGUGAAAUUAUCAAGAGACAAGUCAAACGCGAGUCGCUGUGUGAAUAUCACACGUGUUCUUACAAAACUAUAAGUGAAGUUGCUGUUUUUGAGUGAAAAGUAAAACUACCAAGAUGCCGGAAGAGAUGCAGACACAGGGCGAGGUGGAAACCUUCGCCUUCCAGGCGGAAAUCGCCCAGCUCAUGUCACUGAUCAUCAACACAUUCUACUCGAACAAAGAGAUCUUCCUUCGGGAGGUGAUUUCAAACUCUUCAGACGCUUUGGACAAGAUCCGGUAUGAGUCACUCACUGAUCCUUCAAAGUUGGACAGCGGCAAGGAGCUGUACAUCAAGAUCGUGCCAAACAAGAGCGAGGGCACGCUGACGAUCAUCGACACCGGUAUCGGCAUGACAAAGGCCGAUCUCGUGAACAACUUGGGUACGAUCGCGAAGUCCGGCACAAAGGCUUUCAUGGAGGCGCUGCAGGCUGGCGCCGACAUCAGCAUGAUCGGUCAGUUCGGUGUGGGUUUCUACUCGUGCUACCUGGUCGCCGACCGCGUGACGGUCCACUCGAAGCACAAUGACGACGAGCAGUACAUGUGGGAGUCGGCCGCUGGAGGUUCCUUCACCAUCCGGCCCGACCACGGCGAGCCCCUCGGCCGCGGUACCAAGAUCGUUCUUCACAUCAAGGAGGACCUGUCGGAGUACUUGGAGGAGCACAAGAUCAAGGAGAUCGUGAAGAAGCACUCGCAGUUCAUCGGUUACCCCAUCAAGCUUGUGGUUGAAAAAGAGCGGGAAAAGGAGUUGUCUGAUGACGAGGCUGAAGAAGAGAAGAAAGAGGACGACAAGGAGGAUGACAAGCCCAAGAUUGAGGACGUAGGAGAGGACGACGAGGAGGACAAGAAAGACAAGAAAAAAAAGAAGACUAUCAAGGAGAAAUACACUGAAGAUGAGGAGCUGAACAAGACCAAGCCCAUCUGGACGAGGAAUGCCGAUGACAUCACCCAGGAGGAGUACGGCGACUUCUACAAGUCGCUGACCAACGACUGGGAGGACCAUUUGGCCGUCAAGCACUUCUCUGUUGAGGGUCAGCUUGAAUUCCGCGCGCUUUUGUUCGUGCCCCGCCGCGCGCCUUUCGACCUCUUCGAGAAUAAGAAGCGCAAGAACAACAUCAAACUGUACGUCCGCAGAGUCUUCAUCAUGGACAACUGCGAGGAUCUCAUCCCAGAGUACCUGAACUUCAUCAAGGGCGUGGUCGACAGCGAGGACCUGCCCCUCAACAUCUCCCGUGAGAUGCUCCAACAGAACAAGAUCCUCAAAGUAAUCAGGAAGAACCUUGUCAAGAAAUGCCUGGAACUGUUCGAGGAGUUGGCCGAGGACAAAGAAAACUACAAGAAGUACUACGAGCAGUUCAGCAAGAACCUGAAGUUGGGCAUCCACGAGGACUCCCAGAACAGGUCCAAGUUGGCAGACUUGCUCCGUUACCACACAUCAGCCUCUGGUGAUGAGGCGUGCUCCCUCAAAGAGUACGUGUCUCGCAUGAAGGAGAACCAGAAACACAUUUACUACAUCACCGGGGAGAACCGUGACCAGGUUGCCAACUCUUCAUUCGUUGAGCGAGUCAAGAAGCGUGGCUAUGAAGUGGUCUACAUGACCGAGCCCAUCGAUGAGUACGUAGUCCAGCAAAUGAGGGAGUACGAUGGCAAGACGCUGGUGUCCGUCACCAAGGAAGGCUUGGAGUUGCCUGAGGAUGAGGAGGAAAAAAAGAAGCGUGAGGAGGACAAAGUCAAGUUCGAGGGCCUGUGCAAGGUCAUGAAGAACAUCUUAGACAACAAAGUUGAGAAGGUUGUCGUCUCAAACCGUCUAGUCGAAUCUCCGUGCUGUAUCGUCACAGCCCAAUACGGUUGGUCAGCCAACAUGGAGCGUAUCAUGAAGGCCCAGGCUCUGCGUGACACGUCCACCAUGGGUUACAUGGCAGCCAAGAAGCACUUAGAAAUCAACCCCGACCACUCAAUUGUGGAGACGCUGAGGCAGAAGGCCGAGGCUGACAAGAACGACAAGGCUGUCAAGGAUCUCGUUAUCCUGCUGUACGAGACUGCCCUGCUGUCGUCUGGUUUCACCCUUGACGAGCCUCAGGUGCACGCUUCCCGCAUCUACAGGAUGAUCAAGCUGGGUCUUGGCAUCGAUGAGGACGAGCCCAUCCAGGUCGAGGAGUCCAGCGCUGGAGACGUGCCCCCUCUUGAAGGCGACGCCGACGACGCGUCGCGUAUGGAGGAGGUCGAUUAAAUCUUUUAUCCGCCUAUUUAAACCCAUGUGUAUGGUGAAUGUGUCGCAGAAACGUUUUGUGCGUACACUGGUGUACAGCCAAAGACUGAUUUAGUUCAAAUUCCAUUAUUAUUAUUAUUGAAAUAAAUGGUAACCUUAUCAAAUUA